AAGGACUCCAACGCCGAGGAGGCGCUGAGGGAGGCGUUCAAAGUGUUUGAUAGGGACGGCAACGGCUUCCUGUCGGUCGAAGAGCUCAGACACGCGAUGCAGACCUUAGAUGACAAUCAGAUGACGAACGAAGAGUUGGACGAAAUGGUGGCCGAAGUCGAUGUCAACGAUUAUCAUGAGAUCAAUUACGAAGAGCUCAUCACUCUUAUGACAUCCGUUCCCAAAUAG
Messenger RNA from Medioppia subpectinata, 228 nucleotides. The record is from the annotation of a GenBank genome assembly. NCBI's taxonomy places the organism in Eukaryota, Metazoa, Arthropoda, Arachnida, Sarcoptiformes, Oppiidae.